This is a messenger RNA of Penicillium odoratum, 939 nucleotides long. RefSeq lists its product as uncharacterized. The coding region runs from base 1 to 939 and encodes 312 amino acids. Lineage: Eukaryota; Fungi; Ascomycota; Eurotiomycetes; Eurotiales; Aspergillaceae. The record is from RefSeq and is a predicted model, not a curated record. The transcript has a single exon.
AUGCAUAUUAGCCUCGAGCCGACUAAGACACCUACUCGAGAAUCCUCUUCUCUCUCGCCUUGCGUCAACAUUCCAUCUACCGACCCGACAGAGAUAGACUCAGAUGUGGAUAUGUCGACUACCUCAGAAGAAUCGGAAGCGGAAUUACCAACCAUUCCUUACCUUUUUUGUCUCUCUUGCAGCAUUCCCCGCAAUAUAAAUUUGAUGGACUCCGGAAUCUGUCUCUAUUGCCUGGAGGAGAAAAAGUACUGCAUCUAUGGUGGCCACGAUGGGUAUCGGGUGACCUUCAUUGACCAACAUGGAGAGGAGCAAGUCCGUUGCAACAACUGUCGUGGUGAGGACACAUCUGCAGAUCCAGAGGCUGAGAACCUUGAUCAGAAGGACUUGGAGGUCAAAUCAUUCGUUGGUGCCAGUUCUCAGGACGAGGGAAAGCCCUACGCUGAGUCUCAGGUCACAACGAACUCCAGGACGAUCAUUCCCGAGACAGAAAUCUCGAUUCAAUCCGAGGGCGAUAUCGAGCCACAGGCCGGUUUCAAUAUGCAAUUUGACCUGGAUUCACAGGAAGAGAUCGAACUUGGGGUUGACAUGAAGCUGCAGCACCAAAUCGAGCCCCGAGCGCGUACUGGCUUUCCGACAGAAACCCAACCCCAGGACGAUACCAAGGCGCAUAUCGGCUUUGACCCACGAAGGAACCCGAAAUAUAUCGAAUCCUUGGCUGGGGUUUGCCAAAGUCUAUUGAACAAAGCCAAUGCCGAAAAAGAACGUAUUUCUGCACUGGAAACAGAACAUGAAGUUGAAAGUGACCCCGCAUUUGAGCCUCUCGAUGUGAAACCAGAUUCUGCACAUGAGAUCAACAUAAAUAGCAUUCCAUCAUUCAGACCCGAGUCUUCACAAGUCGGGAGAUUGUUUUGGGAUCCCAUUUUUAUCGAUUCAGAUUGA